Messenger RNA from Sciurus carolinensis (gray squirrel), 8625 nucleotides. It is a transcript of the gene Gabra2, whose product is annotated as gamma-aminobutyric acid type A receptor subunit alpha2. Gene Ontology annotation, molecular function: GABA-A receptor activity; GABA-gated chloride ion channel activity; benzodiazepine receptor activity. The record is from RefSeq and is a predicted model, not a curated record. NCBI's taxonomy places the organism in Eukaryota, Metazoa, Chordata, Mammalia, Rodentia, Sciuridae. Gene Ontology annotation, biological process: chloride transport; regulation of postsynaptic membrane potential; nervous system process. Gene Ontology annotation, cellular component: dendrite membrane; GABA-A receptor complex; neuron projection.
CUCCUCGCGCUGCCUCAGCCGCUCCUCGCUCCUCGCGCUCCCGUUGCCUUCCACCAGCCCAUCGCUCCCCGGCUUGUUCGGCUGCUGCAGUCUCUCUCUCUCUCUCUCUCUCUCUCUCUCUCUCUCUCUCUCUCUCUCUCUCUCUCUCUGUCUCUCUUUCUCUCUCUCUUCUCAAGUUUCCUAUCUUCUCAAGAUCGGGGUAAAGGAAGGAAGGAAAACAUCGAAUUCGCCUUGCUCUUUCAGAGAGGUGAUGAAGGCAAAAUUGGACAUCUACAACAUGCAGUCCCUGCUGCUUGUUUUCUUGGUGUGGGACCCAGCCAGGUUGGUGCUGGCUAACAUCCAAGAAGAUGAGGCUAAAAAUAACAUUACCAUCUUUACGAGAAUUCUAGACACUCUGGAUGGUUACGAUAAUCGGCUUAGACCAGGAUUGGGAGACAGUAUUACUGAAGUCUUCACUAACAUCUACGUGACCAGUUUUGGCCCUGUCUCAGAUACAGAUAUGGAAUAUACAAUAGAUGUUUUCUUUCGGCAAAAAUGGAAAGAUGAACGUUUGAAAUUUAAAGGACCUAUGAAUAUCCUUCGACUUAACAAUUUAAUGGCUAGCAAAAUCUGGACUCCAGAUACCUUCUUUCACAAUGGCAAAAAGUCAGUAGCUCAUAAUAUGACAAUGCCAAAUAAACUGCUUCGAAUCCAGGAUGACGGGACUCUACUGUACACAAUGAGGCUUACAGUUCAAGCUGAAUGUCCAAUGCACUUGGAGGAUUUUCCAAUGGAUGCUCAUUCAUGUCCUCUGAAAUUUGGCAGCUAUGCAUAUACAACCUCAGAGGUCACUUAUAUUUGGACUUACAAUGCAUCUGACUCAGUACAGGUUGCUCCUGAUGGCUCCAGGUUAAAUCAAUAUGAUCUGCUGGGCCAAUCAAUUGGAAAGGAGACAAUUAAAUCCAGUACAGGUGAAUAUACUGUAAUGACAGCUCAUUUCCACUUGAAAAGAAAAAUUGGGUAUUUUGUGAUUCAGACCUAUUUGCCUUGCAUCAUGACUGUCAUUCUCUCCCAAGUGUCAUUCUGGCUUAACAGAGAAUCUGUGCCUGCAAGAACUGUGUUUGGAGUCACAACUGUUCUGACAAUGACAACUCUAAGCAUCAGUGCUCGAAAUUCUCUCCCCAAAGUGGCUUAUGCUACUGCCAUGGACUGGUUUAUUGCUGUUUGUUAUGCCUUUGUGUUCUCUGCCCUAAUUGAAUUUGCAACUGUUAAUUAUUUCACCAAAAGAGGAUGGGCUUGGGAUGGAAAAAGUGUAGUAAAUGACAAGUCCCCUUCAAUAAAAGCUGAAGGCAUUAUAUUAACAUACAACUCAGUGAAGGCAAUUCUUCAAGGCGCUAAACUAAUCUGGUCCAAGUAUGUAGCUUUCUCAUGGCCCAAUUUAAUCCAAGGAAAAACUUUAGAGUACUUAGAGAAGUGGAUGGACUGUUUAACCUUCAAACAAUCUUCUAAAAAAGAGAAAGCCUCUGUCAUGAUACAGAACAAUGCUUAUGCGGUGGCUGUUGCCAAUUAUGCCCCGAAUCUUUCAAAAGAUCCAGUACUCUCCACCAUCUCCAAGAGCGCAACCACGCCAGAACCCAACAAGAAGCCGGAAAACAAGCCAGCGGAAGCCAAGAAAACCUUCAAUAGUGUUAGCAAAAUUGACAGAAUGUCCAGAAUAGUUUUCCCAGUUUUGUUUGGUACAUUUAAUUUAGUUUACUGGGCCACGUAUUUAAACAGGGAACCUGUGUUAGGGGUCAGUCCUUGAAUCUAGACACGUUAUCUUUGGGAUGUAUAGCAACAUUAAACAGUUUGUUUUGCUCUGUACAGUCUGACUAAUAACUGCUAAUUUAUGAAUCAAUAUGUACAGUAUGUAUAUAAUUGAUGUAGCUUACCAAUAGACCUUUAAUGGAGACAUGCAUUUGCUACAUGGAAUUAUGGGCAGAAAGCACCCCAUGCCAAAAGAGUCAUUGUCUUUUUUAAAGAUUUCCCCUAGGACUUGGUUUCAAGUGGAUUUCAGAUGACCUGAUUUUUUUCCUUUCCUAAUAACGAUGAAAAUGGAGAUCCUGUAUCACCCUUUAUGGAAACUUUUGAUUUAGGUAUUAAAUAGGAGUAUUUUCUACUGUUGCCUAACUAUGAUAGGAGAUAACAUUGUCAUUCAAAGAUGAAUUCUUCUAAAUAGCAGAACCUUAUAUCUGCAAUAGCAGUUCCCUUCAUGAAUGCACAGAAUCCCUGCUAAUGCAAUUGGAAUCUUGACACAGUUACCCAGAAGAAGAAAAACUAGAGAUAUGGAAUCAGCUUUUACUUAUUCUGUAUAGUAUCUAUAGCCAUGUACAUAUUACAGCAUGACAAGCUCAAACAAUUAUGAGUCACCCUGACAGGAUGUUAAUUAUGCCUAGAAUUUAUUAACUAUUGGAAUGUCAUGGUUAUUAUGUUUUUAGCUUCAGAGUUUAUUUGAAAGUAAUAAUUAAAAUUCUAUAACUUAUUUCAAAAUUUUAAUCAUAGGGGACUACCUUAAAUUAAAAAAAAAAAAAAAGUCAACAAAUGUGUCAUACUCUUUCCAGGUGUAUGUUGAACAAAAAUGAUUUAGCUAAAUUUUUAUUUUAUUUUAUUUCUUUUAUUUUAUUAUUUUUUGGUGCUGGAGACUGGAAAACAAAUCCAGUUUUGCUGCUGUGGAGCAACAUUCAUACUGGAUUAGAAAAUUGUGCCAAAAACUCCAACUGAUGAGAAUUCAUAGGUGUCCCAUACUGUACCACUUAUGUGAUUCUCUUCUUUCCUGUUUACUGCAAAUUCUGCCUUAAGGCUUCUUUUCAUCAAGACUCAGAAGCCACUAAUUACAAAGGAAAGGACAGUUAGUUGGCACAUUUUUCUGUCUUGAAAGCAUCUCUUUCAGAUCAGGAUUAAUGUAAAUCUGCUUUUGUAAAUUGCAACUUUAAACUUCACUGACUCAAAUUUACAACAGCUUUGUAUACCAGAAGAGGUUUUGGUAAGUGUUGAGCAUUUUUAAACCAUAACUUUAAAACAUCACCAACAGAGUGGGUUCACAUGUGCACACAUGCAUGUGCACACACACACUCACACACACAAAUUGCAUACCUAAAUUCAAAACCAAAUUUACAAUUUUUUAUUAUUGCUAAUUAUUAGUGGGUAAAUUUAUUUUUCUUUUAAUAUUUGAAAAAAUCCUUAUGCCCCUGAAAUAUGCUAAUUAAAGUUAACAAUUAUGUAUCAUGCUUAGAUUCAAAAUUUCUGGCAAAUCUAAAAUACUUUCAAUUGACAUGUACAUUAGCAGUUAUUAGCUGACUUUUAAUAAUAGAUGCACCUUCACAAUGAUGUUUUUGUAGAAAUACAAAUAGUCAAAUAGUGGCAUUUCUUGCAAUUUUGUACAGUAUUUGAGUAUAGUGCAAAAAUAGGUAUGUUUACAAAAUCAAUAAAAAGAAUAUCUUAUGAAAAUAAGCAAAAUCUCAGCAAAAAUUGCUUUUUCUUUGCCUCUAUUUUUUUUUAUUUUCUUUCUUUUAGUGUGACUCUAUUAUGUGCUUUGCAUGAUUGUAUUAAUACCAAGGUCACAAAUGCAUCUUUAUUAACAGAAUUUGCCGUGAAGAGAGUCUUGACAGUAAAAAUUCCCUCACAAAAAGUAAUCCAUAAUCCAUAAUAAAUAAACUACAAUUGUUACAUGAACCAAUAAAUGUAUUUCUUUAAAACCCUUCUAGGAACAAGUUCUUUGUCAUUUAAGCAGUUUUAAAAUGUGCAUUGAAUUAGAAGAUAUCCUAUUUUCAUACACUUUUAAACAUAGCCUAGUUCUUCUGUGUAGUUUAGGUUUGUGUUCAAUAGUAUGAGAAAGUUCAUAAUGCUCAAAGGCAAACAAUAAAAAUGCUUUAUGUGGUAUGCAUUGUCAAACACUUUAAGAAUAUUUUAGACACCUGACUGCCCCUUAAUGUCUGAAUAUAAAUGACUAAUUAUAUCAUUAUAAAAUAUGUACAUAUGUAAAAAUAGUUGUAAAUAACAAUUUCUGUAGAAGAACUGAAAAGAUUCAUCUACAACUGGACAAAAGGCUGUGACGACAUCAAUAGAAACAGUUUUAUAGUGUUUAUGGCAGAAUGAUUGAAAACUUACAUUAUUGCUAUUCUUUGAAAUAACCUAAUUGGAAUUUUUAAUUUCAAUCAUUAAAAUCUUAUUUGUGCCUAAUGACAUUCUGAUGAUUCAGAUUUCCCUAUUAUGCUGUUCAUAAUUUUUUCUUAUUUCUAUAAUUUUGGUAUAUUUUUACACGGUUCUUAUUCUUUUAAAGUUUAGAUAAAUCAAGAUUUGACUCUUGCUAGAGAAAGGAAGGAUGUUCCAUCAUAAAGCAUUUUGAAAAACAGAAACAGUUUUUAAUCAUUAUUCACUUUUCCAUAAGCCAAUUUUAAAACACAAAAAUGAUAUGAAUUUGUCACCAUAAAGUCAAUUUUUCAGAAAACACAUUUUAUAUAAUAACAUUUGUCUCUUUGGCCUACAAAAUAACACAUAAAUUAUUGUGUGCAGUUCUACAAUGAUAGAGUUACACUAUGUACAAAAUGUAGAUAAAUACAUGUACAUAUAUAGAGAUAGUCUCAUUACUGUAUAGCAAAUAUCUAAUUAGAUUAAUAUAUUUUACCUCUAUUCUAUACAAUGCCUUGAGAUUGGUUUUAAUAUCACACAUAUCACACUCAUAUAAUUCAGUUGAAAAUUAAAUUUCAUUCUUAUGAAUACUUAGAAUCAAAGACUAAAUGAGACAUGUAAAUUAACUUAGUGCAGAGAGUUGUUUAAUGAGCUGUGAUAUCACUCUAUUAUGCUAAGAUGGUGGCUAUUUUGCCUUCUUUGCUAUAUAUGUUCCUGUUAGGUUAAAAAAAUGGAAAUAAUCUAACCAUUUAAUAUCUUUUAAACUCCAGUGAUUCCAAUCAGUGCCAAUCUUAACAUUUAGAAGUCUUUUCAAGGAUCUCUCUAUUGUGAAUUUAUUCAGGAUUAGAAAAGUGAUCACCCUGAGCCACAUUUCUAAUUUUUUUUUCCCUUAAAAAUUUAUAGCUUGUUUUUUAAACAACACAGAACCUGUUAUCUCACUCAUAAUUUUCUUUGGUAAAUGUAUUUGGUAAGAGAGACAAAUUAUUUUCCAUAUAUCACAUGUAUCUAUGAGACUUUAUUUGAUACUGGUUAAGGGAACUGAACUGGGCCAUGAUAUUAGGAUGGAUUUUGGAAGCACACCAGAGCUCUGUGGGCACUGUACUUUGGCAUGGCCUGUCAUUAUUCAAGUAAGAGGAAAAAGGAAAUGGCUCAAGUCACCUUCUGCACUGUCACGGUCCUCAGCACCUGUUAAGAAUUUGUUUCAUGUGUUCCCUACUUAAUAUCUUCACAUGCAGUCUGGGAAACAUAGGAAAUAUUCAUUGCUUAAUUUGAAUCUGGGGCCAUAUUAAUAAUAAACAAAUUGUUCCUUUACUAGUCUUCUGGCACUUUUACGUCCAUCUACACAUUUUUGAGGCAACUGCUGUAAUUUUUCACAUGCAAAGAUUCUAAUUUCAAGGGAAUCAUGAGCCCACCCACUGCCCUAUAGCGUUAUUCAUUUUCUUUUUAGUUGAAAUCUCAUGGGUUCUCCAUGCUUUUCUUUUAUUAAUCCAAAUACAUAGAAGCAUAAAAUUGAAAGUGAGGAGUGGUGCAGUUAUUUUUAACAUCUGCAUGCUUGGGAACCAAGGGCACUGUACAAAACCACUCAUAAUAGUGUGAACAAGACAAAUUAUGAUAUUUUUCUGUAUUGAAUUCAUGCUAUAAAAUGACUAUAUUUAAUAAAAUUAUUAAUAAUAUAAUCCUUUGUUAUCAAAAUUUAUAUUAAAGAUAUUCUUAUUUCCCAUCAGUUUUUAAGAGCUCAUUCUUUUAUCAAAUUCAAAGAGAAAAAUAGGGAAAUACCAAAUAAAGAACCCACAAGGAUAAUGAGGCUGUUUUUAAUUAAACCAAGUUAAACAUCUUCCCUUUUUAACUCCUAAGAAAGUGGGUAAAUUAGGAACAUAUUUGUACAUACAGAAAUAUUUUAACACUUAUGAUUUCAUCACUAUAAUCAUUAUUACUAAAAUACUGAAAUAUAGUUCAUAUGAAAUGCCUUUGGGGAGGGUAAUAAUAAAUUAUUCAAAAUCUAUUUCUGACAAGAAUUUUUUCUUAAAAUUUUUAACUAGGAGUAUAUUAGCAUAUCCAUUUCCUUUAGUUGAAAUAUUUCAUUUCUGCUUAUUUAUAUAAAGAGCUUCUCAUAUAGGUAAUUUAUACUCCACUGUAAGCCACUCUAUGUUGAACUUAACACAUAAUAUCAGCUAAUAUUGUAACUAGGUAAGAACAAUUAACAAGUUCAUCUUUUGGCAUAUAGUAAAAGAAUCUCUAGUAAGGUCUCAGCAUUUUGUGUGUGAGUGUGUGUGUGUGUGUGUGUGAUUCCCAGUUGUAUAGGAAUGAACAUUUUGAGUAAUUCUGAUAAGUUUAUGAUAUCAAAACUAUUUUUUAAUGAAUGGAUUCAAUCAUACAUGUAUCUCUUGUUAAACUAGCAAUUAAUUCAGUCAGUGGAAUUACUUUUGUAAUAGAUUAAUAACCAAAUUAUUAAUUAUAAUUGAUCUUGAGUCAUAAAUAUUUAGAAAUGUUCUUUCUAUAUGGAUAUAAACAUGUUCCCAAAGUAUUUCUAGUUGGUUCUUUUAACCCAUUAAGUUAGAAAUGAACUUGCAAUUCUGCUUAGGAAGGUAACAUGAAAAAACCUGAAUUCCAAGUUUCUCAGUGAAGGUUUUUGGAAGCUCUUUAAAAAGUAAAUAUCUGGAAGUCUAAUUAUCCCACAACUUAGACAUGUAAUAAAUAUUGUGUGUUCUUUUCCCAUGAAAAAUGAAAUAUCUCAGUAAUCAUUUCCAAAUGUCAUGUAAUCUAUUUUAAUUACUGAUUUGUUUCAUACUUUAUUUUUAAGUAAAAGGAUUUGGAGUAUAUUCUUAUAGAGCUCAUUGCAGGCUAGUCAGUGUUCUAAGCCCUUCAUGUAUAUGUGUGUGUGUGUGUGUGUGUGUGUGUGUUGUGUGUUGUGUGUGUGUAUGUGUAUACACCCACACAAUAUUACCUCAUUCAACAUUCAAUAUUCACAAUAACCGUAAUCACUGUGUGACUUGAAACUCUGGAAGACUAGAUUUUCUAUAUAAUACAACAACACAGCAGUCUAACAUAUCUUAGGGAAACUUUAAACAAAUUAAAAACUGUACUUUGCUUUAAUUCAAAUUAAUAUUCAUGUUUUUUUGAGAAACUCCCUCAAAUCAGAAGGCCACCCUGUUUUUUAACAUGACAAAACCAAGAGGACUGCACUGUGCAGACGCCAAACACCCGUUUCUGUGACAUUCACUAUUCACUAGCGUUAGUUACAAAUAUAAACACACUGCGUUUUCCAUUUUUGGUUCAUAGGUAAUUAUCAUCUAUUUAAAAAAUGCUUAAAGUUGAUUAAGGAAACAAAAGUUUACCUCUUUAUCUUCUAUUUUUUUUUUCUAAUUUUACUAGUUUUGUUAAGAGUUAAAAAGGUUUUGCUUUCACUUGUCAUGCUGUCAGUUUGAUGACAUUUAAACCCUUGGACUUAAAGGAUUAUAUAUUGAUUUCAUUGAACGGUUUGUGGUAAAUUACUAUCUAUAAAAAGAAGCCUAAAUUAAUCUCAACUAAAUGACUUUUUUCCCACCAGAAGUGUUGAAUUUGCUUAGUUGGUAUGAUAAGUCAGUCUUUAGUCUCCCUUUCAGAAGACGUACUUUGUCAUAACAUGCUGCCAAAAUGCCAUCCUACCUUAUUGGAUAAAUAUGAAUAUCUCCCACAAAAUAUAUUUAUAGAAACAACAACCCUAGUAAAACAAAACACAGAAUUAGUUUAGAAAUAAUGGCAGAUAAAUUUCUUACCAAUAUGUCUAUUUUUUAAGAAUAUUCAACAAAGUGUUUGGAGCUCUGUGGUUUAAAUUCAGAAUAAUGUGUAAAGAUGUGUAACAUACCAUUAGAUAGGUACAAAUGAAACUGACCUGUUGAGCCACAUUGUCAUGAAUUAAACUUCUCCAUCCCUGGUAAAGUCUAUGAUUUAUUGGUCUUGGGUGUCUUUGUCAUACUUGAUUUUAAGUUUGUUGAUGUUCUAUUUAUUUUCAAGAUUUUUCUGAGCAGAUAUGAAUUGAGAUUUUUGGUGUGCUCCAAACUAAGAAAUUUGAUCUCUCAUGAAAUACUCUUAUUAGAGGUGAUGUGCAUGAAAACUUGAAAAAGCUUCAUAUUUGUUACUAAAUUAGAAAAGGAAUGAAAUGUUUUCCCCGGGCUAUCAUUUAGUAUUUUUAAAUUAUUUACACAGAGAAUUCACAAUGAAGUUCUAACACAAAACUUUGAAUGUUCAUAUUAUGUGAAAUUUGAAAUUUUCUGGGUGACACUAAUAUAGUAGAUUUUCUGGUUGGAGAAAUAAUUUGGGAUCUAAUAAUAUUUGUAAUUUGUGACCUUGUUGUAAUUGGGAAAAGCCACUAGUUUUACAUAUGUGAAAAAUUUGACCUUUAUUGAAUGUGUCAUUAUGUUUGCUGUUUAAAAAUUCCUAAUUAAUCACAUACAAAUUAAUGCUAAACAUUACCUUUUUGUACUUAUUAAAAUUGAUUUA